Pyrus x bretschneideri (Chinese white pear) is the source of this 2276-nucleotide messenger RNA. RefSeq names its product tropinone reductase homolog. The transcript is spliced from 5 exons. Gene Ontology annotation, molecular function: oxidoreductase activity. Bases 1088 to 1870 code for a protein of 260 amino acids. The record is from RefSeq and is a predicted model, not a curated record. Lineage: Eukaryota; Viridiplantae; Streptophyta; Magnoliopsida; Rosales; Rosaceae.
CAAGGUCACGGUUGCUGCCAUUUUCCUUGUACCAUUCACAUGGUCUUCAAUUGUUGUCAACACAUGACUCAUAAUUACUCACAAAUGUAUGAACAUGCUCGCCCUAAUCAGAGAUUCAAUCGAAAAUUCUGGAGUUGUAUCGGAGAUUCUGGAGCAAAAUCGGAGUUCUUGUCAGCCACUGCAACCAUCUUCAUCUUCUCUCUUUUCUGAUUCCAUAAGUCUCGCUAAGUGUGUUCUAGGAUUUCUGUCAAAUUUGAAAGCCAAUUAUUAUUUUAAAUUUUGAAUUUAUUUUCUAAUUGGUGAAUGUAUUGUUGUUAAUAUGUUUUCAUGAAUUGAUUAUAUACUUGAGGGGUUAAAGAAAUCCCCUGCUUUCAAGUUGAUUGUCGAGUGAAUUCCCCAAAAAAAAGUAAAGCAUAUGGCAUUUGAUUGUUGCGUGAACAUGGAUGAAAAUCUUUUGUGGUGGGCAAAGUGAUGAGAAAAGGAGUUCAGUUUCGAGACUAGUAGAUAAAAUUCAUUGAUUACUUGUUGAACAGGGAUGAAAAUCUUUGUAUGUGCUGCAGUAUGUGUAGUGGGGAUGAGAAUUUUUGUAUGGCAUUUGAUUGUAGCGUGAACAGGGAUGAAAAUCUUUUGUGGUGGGCAAAGUGAUGAGAAAAGGGUUGGGUUUCGAGACUAGUAGAUAAAAAUUUUGGAGUGUUAGUGGUAAAUGAUGUGUUAAUGGGUUGUUCUGUUAAUGGGGAGGGACCCCUUCCCCACCGGCCACUAUAUAGCUUUACUCCUGCAUACACCCCAUCAGUUCAAGGAAUUGACACAAUCCCUAAUUAACAAGAAGCUUGACUCAGCCCAAUUGGUGGUCCACUGUUACGCUGUUUGACAGUUUCUUGUGAUAUUCAUUUAGUCGUUUGGUUUCAAUAUAAUUUGUUUUGGUCAAGCAGGACUACUAUAUAUACACACUGAUUGCAUAGAAUAUGAGCACAACACAUUUUAGUUCAUUCUUCUUCAGUCUUCAGUAAUAUACAGAGCUUUCUUCUUGCCUGUUAGCUGAAGAACAUUUGAGGGUUAUAAAUAUUCAGUUUGAGAAGCAAAAUACAUGGCAGGUUUCGACAGCCAAAGAUGGUCUCUCAAGGGCAUGACUGCCCUCGUCACCGGUGGAACAAAAGGCAUCGGAUAUGCCAUUGUGGAGGAGCUAGCAGGACUUGGAGCAACCGUUCACACCUGCGCUCGCAACCAGUCACAGAUUCUUGAGAGGCUUCAAGAAUGGGAAAGUAAGGGAUUCAAAGUGACUGGCUCGGUUUGUGACUUAACCUCUAAAGCACAAAGGGAGAACCUCAUCAAAACUGUCUCCUCUAUUUUUGAAGGCAAACUUAACAUCCUUGUAAAUAAUGCUGCAACUUGCACACUUAGAGGAACCACAGAUUAUACUUUGGAAGAUUUCUCAAGUAUGAUGAAAACCAAUGUUGAAUCUCCCUACCAUCUUUCUCAACUUGCACAUCCUCUCUUGAAGGCCUCAGGAAAUGCAAGUAUUGUCUUUGUUGCCUCCAUUGCCGGUGUGGUAGCUCUACCGAAACUCUCUGCCUAUGCAGCAACAAAAAGCGCAGUCAUCCAAAUUUCGAAGAACUUGGCAUGCGAAUGGGCAAAAGACAACAUUCGUACUAAUGCUGUGGCGCCAUGGGCUGUCAACACCGGAGUUAAAGUUGAUUCUGAUGGUCAUUCCGAUGAUUUCAGACGCCUAAUAGGUCGAACUCCCAUCCGUCGCCUUGCACAGCCUAAUGAAAUAUCAUCUCUGAUCACUUUCCUCUGCCUUCCUGCUGCUUCUUACAUCAAUGGACAAGUUAUUAGUGUUGAUGGAGGAUUUACAGUUAGCGGCUUCUAGCGAACUGAGCUCAUCAAUGCAUACGCUGCAAAAUCUGGCAUCCUAUCUAUCUGAUCGCAUAUCAUCUAAGAAUUCCAACCAUAUUUCUUCAAUUAUUUCCUACGGGCAAUAUCAGUCCCUCCAAUUUGCUGACAGGUUCACACCUCUAUGCUAGUAGUAAGCCCCUGGGAAAAGUCAAUGCAAUGUUCAUGGUUGUUAAAAAGUCUCUACAAUUUAAGCGUUUACUUUGAAAAUCGUAAGGAUAAGCAUAAUAUGAGUGUCCCCAUAUUUAUGAUGGAAAUGGCAAUGAAAUGUUCUUGGUUGUUAAAAAGUCUCCAUAAUUUAAGCGUUUACUUGGUAAACCGUAAGGACAAGCAUAAUAUGAGUGGCCCCAUAUUUAUGAUUGAUAUAAUUCCUUUGUCAACAA